This is a messenger RNA of Chaetomium strumarium, 2825 nucleotides long. RefSeq names its product RNA polymerase III transcription factor IIIC subunit-domain-containing protein. Gene Ontology annotation, biological process: transcription initiation at RNA polymerase III promoter. NCBI's taxonomy places the organism in Eukaryota, Fungi, Ascomycota, Sordariomycetes, Sordariales, Chaetomiaceae. Gene Ontology annotation, molecular function: RNA polymerase III type 2 promoter sequence-specific DNA binding; RNA polymerase III type 1 promoter sequence-specific DNA binding. Gene Ontology annotation, cellular component: transcription factor TFIIIC complex. The transcript has 3 exons. The coding region runs from base 406 to 2733 and encodes 775 amino acids. The record is from RefSeq and is a predicted model, not a curated record.
CCUCCAAGUUCCUUUGUACCAACUUCCACCUUAGUAUAUCAGGUACCUCAGGUGUCAUCAUCAUACUGGGCGGUAACUCUAAAGGCUGUGUGUGAACCGUCUCCCUUAUACGGUAACUACACUGCGCGGCGUCAAGGUCAGAUGCAGUUACACCCAUGUGUGGUUUCUGAAUAGUAGCAAUUACUCAUACCUAGGCCACUAACAGCGGAUUGCUUCUUGCCAUCACCAGCCUUCUGUUAUUCUGUCUCAAAAGAACUGGGUAACAACCUUCGGAAGAUGAACUGAGGGCUCCAGCAAAGCUUGUCUUUGCGCCUGAGAGUCCACUCGGCCUACCCACUUUGAUGCACGACGAGGAAGUCGAGAUGCCGACACCAAACAGCAAGUUCUAAGAAUCCAAAACUCACCAUGGACACAUCCAGGCAACAGGAGGAUGGCGACACGGCCCCCGGAUACACCAUCCCUCACCGCAGACUUGGUGCGCUAGAGCACCCCAUGAUCAUCAAGGAUCUGGACAAGGGAAUAAAGACAUUCGGGCAAAAUAAUGCGCUCCAAGCCAUCCUCGAUUCAGCUAGUCCCCAGAUCUCAGUACCUCUGUAUCUCCGCUAUGACAACCCAACAGCAAGGCCGCUGACCUCUCACAAUGCACUGACGCACAAUGUUGUCUUGAAAGUCACAAUUCCAAGACGCACCGGGAGGAAGCGCAAACGCGGCAGUGAUGGUCCAUGGGAAGGGGAGGUGCAGCAGCCUGCCGAUGGGCAGAGCUCGGUUGUAUCCCCGGAGGUGCUCUCAAGGGAUAGGCUCGACGCCCCGCAGGUUAUUCGGCGCAAGCUCCAGGACAACGUAGGGAAGUACACGGUCGAGCCGAUUGGUGUCGUCAACAGCACCCACCGCUACCGAGGCCUUGCCGACUUCCAGUACGCCCUGGGGGAGUCCAAGUUCAUGCAGAAAUUCGUCGAGAAGGUCCUCCCCGGCGACGUGGCAAAGCUCAAGGAGUUCUCGCUCCAGCCAGGGAUCGAGUCCGGGACCAACAUCGAUUUGAUCCCCCCCCCGUAUUUCACCCCGAUCAGCCUACCGUUUCCCUACAACUACGCGCAAAACCCGCACACCAAAGAAAUCAGCGCCGGCCGGGCCGACGCCCGGGGGACCGUGCCCGAGGACCAGGAGUACGACCGCGUCAUCAACGUCACCUCGCGCAUCCCCGCGGCCGGCUACUUCAUCGCGCACGACGAGUACCCCGUGCCGAGCGGGCCGCGCCGCCAGCCGGACAUGUCGGACCCGCAGAUCGCCGCCAUCAUCAACGAGAUGCGCGCGGCGAUGGACGAGCGGCCGAUCUGGACGCGGCGCAGCAUGUGGAACCGGCUGGGCGCCAAGUUCGCCGAACUGCCCAAGAACGGCGGGCUCGUCCGGCACUGCCUGCAGUACGCGGGCUACCAGUUCAAGGGCGGGCCGUGGCGCGACGCGCUGAUCAAGUACGGGGUCGACCCGCGCGCCGACCCGCAGUACCGCGUGUACCAGACGCUGAUCUUCAAGCUGCACAAGUCGCGCAUCGGGUCGGUCGGGCGCUCGUGGCAGGCGGUGCGGCGCAAGGAGAUUGGCGUGUCCAACUUUGGCAAGGCCUGGCAGGACCUCGAGGGCGUCGACGAGGCGCUGCUCAACACGCACAUCUUCAACGGCCAGGCCUUCAGCACCGACGGCAAGGUCUGGCAGGUCUGCGACAUCACGGACCCGCUGCUGGCGCGGCUCUUCCGCGACGCCGAGGUCCGCCCGGAGUGCGAUGUGGAGAUCAGCGGCUUCUACCACCGCGUGCUGUGGUCGGUCGCCAAGGCCAUCAUGAAGUGCAAGAUGGUCGCGAUCCGCUUCAACCGCACGCUGACCGACGACGCCUUCAACGCGGCGCUGGAGGUGGCGAAGGGGAUGCCGCACGAUGGCGGGGACGGUGGCGGCGGGCCGGGGAAGAGCAUCGGCAUUGACCUGCCGGAUCUGGGGCUGACCGAGGCCGAGUACGACCAGCUCCGCGGGGGCAAGUACCGACCCCGGCCGGGGAUCAAGGGGUUUGGACGCGAGCAGGUGGAAGGGAUGGGCCGGCGCCGGAAGACGCAUUAUCGCGUGCGGAUCCCGCUGAAGGAGGCCGAGGAACGCGAGGCGGUCAAGAUGAUCCGGCUGCUCACCCAGAAUGCGCAGGACAAGAGGGCUGGCGAGGGAGCAGCAGAAGCAAAUGCCGGGCCUGUGGACGAAGCGUCUCUGCAGCAGACAGGGGAUGGCGCAGGGAGUGUCGAUACCAGACCAAACUACGAGGAAGAGGAUAAGGCGGAAGAGCACAGGGAUGAGGACGAGUUUCAGGAGAUUCUCGAGGACAUGGAAGAAGAGGGCAGCGAGGACGAGGAAGAGGAAGAGAGCGAUGAAGGCGAGGAAGGUGCCGGAAUAUCGUCCAGGAAGCGCUUGCCAGGCCAAGACGGGGUGUCUGGUGACGAAGCAGAACUGGAGGAUGAUGAAGAAGAGUAUGGAGAGGGUGAGUAUUCCGACGAAGAGGACCAGGAAGAUGUGGAAGAUGGAGAUGAGGAUGAGGAUGAGGAUGAGGAAGAGGAAGAGGACGGCUAUCACCGUGCUGAGGAUGGUGAAGACGGAUUUGACGAGGAGGAAGAGUAUUAUGACGAAGAGGGUGAAGGAUUCCCGCAACCAUGGGAAGCUGGGGAAGGUUAUGAUGAUGAGGACCAGUACAGGAAUCGGUACUAGGAGUAGCUUGCAGGGUUGUCGUCUAUGCGUCUUGUCGGAUAAGCACCGUAGGACAUCGAGAGGAGGCAAAGACGAUUAAAUCUAAUCUGCAA